UCAAAUUUUAGUGUUCUAGUAUUCUAUUCUUUAAAUGUUGUUAUGUUAACUUUGUUAAAAUGCCAGUGGAUCUACAUAGGCUCAUCCAAGGAUGGUUGGAAUUAGAAAGCGAUCCUGGUUUGUUUACUUUGCUUUUAGAAGACUUUGGCGUGAAAGGAGUUCAGUUAGAAGAAAUUUAUGACCUUCAAAAACCAUUGGACAGUCCAGUUUAUGGUUUUAUUUUUUUGUUCCGAUGGAUUGAAGAGCGUCGUAGCCGCAGAAAAAUUGUAGACCAAACAGACAUAUUUGUCAAAGAUGAUGAUGCUAUUAACAGCAUAUUUUUUGCGCAGCAAAUGAUACCUAAUAGUUGUGCUACUCAUGCACUGCUGUCUAUUUUGCUAAAUUGUUCAGAUAUACAUCUAGGUGAGACAUUGGGACAUCUUAAGGAACACACUAAAGGUAUGAAUCCAGAAAAUAAAGGAUGGGCUAUUGGAAACACUCCUGAAUUAGCACGAGCACACAAUUCGCAUGCUAUGCCAAAAAGUAGACCACGUAUGGAUAAAACACCAGGGUUAACAACUGGACGGUUUACCGGAGAGGCGUAUCACUUUGUCAGUUAUGUGCCCAUAAAUGGUCAUUUAUAUGAAUUGGACGGGCUGAAACCUUAUCCAAUGGACCAUGGACCUUGGGCUGAAGAUGAAGAUUGGACUGAAAAGUUUAGAAGAGUGAUAAGUGAUCGACUUGGAGCAGCAGCUGAGUAUAGUGAUAUACGGUUUAAUCUGAUGGCUGUUGUUCCGGACAAACGUUUAGCUAUUACCCACAAAUUAAAUAUGCUCAAAACAAAUAGACAAAUUGUAUUAGAAGCUUUACAACAACUUGUAUUAGUAGAUGACUUUGAAAAAAAGAAAAAAAACAAUGAUAAUGAUAAUGAUCAAUCGCCUAGUAAAUGUGUAAAAAAAGACAUUUCACCCAUUCCUGGCACAUCAAAAGACUAUAAUGAAGAAAAGGUGAUAUGA
This is a messenger RNA of Diuraphis noxia (Russian wheat aphid), 995 nucleotides long. RefSeq names its product ubiquitin carboxyl-terminal hydrolase calypso. Gene Ontology annotation, molecular function: cysteine-type deubiquitinase activity. Gene Ontology annotation, biological process: protein deubiquitination; ubiquitin-dependent protein catabolic process. NCBI's taxonomy places the organism in Eukaryota, Metazoa, Arthropoda, Insecta, Hemiptera, Aphididae. Gene Ontology annotation, cellular component: cytoplasm. The record is from RefSeq and is a predicted model, not a curated record.